This is a messenger RNA of Paramecium octaurelia, 3330 nucleotides long. NCBI's taxonomy places the organism in Eukaryota, Ciliophora, Oligohymenophorea, Peniculida, Parameciidae. The record is from the annotation of a GenBank genome assembly.
AUGGAAGAUUAAAAGUCAAUAAUCCUUUAAAAGCUUCAGAGUAACACUGUUAAUAUUCGAAAUCUAAGUAUUAUUGCUCACGUCGAUCACGGUAUGUUUAUAGUAUUAAACCCAAGGAAAAACAACCUUAACAGAUCAAUUGAUUUCUGCAAACAAUAUAAUCUCAAAAAGGCUGGCAGGAAAUCUUAGAUAUAUGGAUAGUAGAGAAGAUGAAUAAUUGAGAGGUAUCACAAUGAAAUCAAGCUCUAUAUCAAUAAUAUAUGAAAAUCAUCUGAUUAACUUAAUUGACAGCCCAGGCCAUGUUGAAUUUUCUUCUGAAGUUCAAGCAGCAUUGCGUUUAACGGAUGGGGCACUAGUACUGGUGGAUGUUUUGGAAGGAUUUAGUUCAUAAACAUUUAAUGUUUUAAAACAAAUGUUUGAGGAAGGUAUAAAAGGAAUUCUAGUCCUGAAUAAGGUAGACAGAUUAAUUUUGGAAAAACAAAUGGACCCUGACCAAGCCUUCAUUCACAUGUCCCAAAUUAUAGAAUAAGUGAAUGCAGCUUUAAGUUCAUUUUUAAAUGAAUAAAUUCAUUAGGUUGAGGAAUAAAAAGAAUUUUCUUUAGAUGAUGAUUAUAUUACGAACUUGGAAUCUAAUCUAUAUUUUUGUCCUACAAAAAACAACGUUGUUUUCUGCAGCAGUAUUGAUGCUUGGGCAUUUACAGUAGGAACUUUCUCUGCAAUAUUUGCUAAGAAACUUAAAUGCAAUUAAUAAGCAUUAUAAAAGUGUCUAUGGGGAAACUAUUAUUUUAAGAAUAAAAAAGUUACAAUAACUCCAAGCAAGGAGGGAUAAUCAGUUUUAUUUGUCGAUUUCAUUCUAAAGAACAUUUGGAAUAUCUACAAUAAUAAAGAUAACAUUUAAAAAAUAUAAUCCAUUGCUACCCAACUAUAAUUGAAUGGAUAGAUUGCUAAUUAUAAGUAACUAAUGACUAAAUGGUUACCUUUUGAUUAAUGUCUAUUUGAUAGAAUAAUAAAAGAACUACCCAACCCAAUAGAAGCUUAGAAAUCUAGAAAAGAUAUCAUUUGUAAAAGAAUAAAUAGGCUAAUCACUAAGAAUUACGAUGCUAGGUAUGAUGAAUUAUAUUAAUCCAUUUAAAAUUGUGACCCUAAUGGGCCUUUAGUAGUAUUCGUAUCCAAAAUGGUAAGUAUCCCUCCAGAGUGUGUAGAUGAAAAAUAAUUAAACCCAAAACCUUAAGGAAUAUUAUCAUAUGCUUUUGCGAGAGUGUUUUCAGGAACUCUCCAUCUAAAUCAACCCGUUUAUGUGAUAGGACCUAAAUCUAAAAUCAUCAAUAAUGUUAAUCAAGUUGAUUAAACGGAUAUUUAAUAAUUUGAGAUCAAAAAAAUAUAUCUCAUGAUGGCUCAAUAUUUAGAGGCAAUUAAAAGGAUGCCUGCUGGUAAUUUAGUAGCAAUAGGAGGUUUAGAUGACUUAAUAUUUAAGACAUCUACAAUAUCUUCAGUCAAUUAUUGCCCAUCAUUUGCUCCUACUUAUGUGAAAUUCAAAUCAAUUGUUAGAACUAUGAUUAUGCCUUCUUAAUAGGAAGAUCAACCAAGGGUGCUCCAAGCCAUCAAAAAAUUAUAUAAAUGUGAUCCAUCAUUAGAUGUUUAAGCCUUAGAUUCUGGAGAACUUGUAUUAGGAACUUGUGGCGAAGUUCAUUUAUAAAGAUGCAUAACUGAUAUCGAAAAAUUAGCUGAUUGCAAGGUAAAAAUCUCAGAACCAAUUAUACCUUUCAAAGAAACCAUCAUCUAUAAGAAUAUGUUGGAAGAGAGCAAUGAGAAAUAUCAAAAAAAAAUGGCCAAAGUGUUAGUGCAAGGAGGAUAGAAAUAAAAAAAAUAACAAUAAUUUGAGUAAAAAACCAAGGAUGAUGAUAUAGAUGUUGAAAAAUAGAAAUAAUUUAAAUAAAAGUUGUAGGAAGCUGAGGAAACUGAAAUUGUCAAAGACACCAAUAUUUUAGAAUAGGAGGAUAUCAGGUACAAUUAAUUAUUGAAGGAAGAAAUUAAAUUCAAAUAUGAUUAAAAAUCAUAGGUGAAGAAAUUAGAUCAUAAGAAUAAGGGAAAAUAAGCAACUAAGAAUAAUUUAUUAGUUGAAGUCUAGACUAAAAGUAAUCUUGUUGAAGAAUUCACAGCAAAUCAAAAAAUUGCAGUUAAGGUAAGAGCCAUUGGUUUACCGUUUGAAUUAGCAACUUGGAUAGAAAAUAACUAAAAGUAGAUGAGAAAACUGCUAUAUGAGAAUAAAGGUGAUCCUAAACAGUUUUUAGAAGAAUUUGAUACGAUCCGUAAAAGUCUUAAAAUAGAGAAAAAAUUGAACGAGCUCAUUGAAAAUCAUUUGUAAUGUUUUGGUCCAAAGAAGUUUGGUCCCAAUCUAUUAAUAAACAAAAUGAUAAAAUCAGAGGAUUCCUUAAUAUAAAAGUUGAGACAACAAAUCUAAAACUAACAACCUUUGAUAUAAUAAUAACAAAUUAUCUAAUAAGACUUUUAAUAGUAAGCUGAAGAAUAAAAUUUAAUUUAAUUGUAGUAAAAUGAGGAAAAAGUAGAAUCUACGAAGGAUAGUAAAUCUUAAUUAAGUGAUACAACUGGAUCGAUCGCCAAAGGCUUAGAAUUGUAUUUAAGCUAAUAAGAUUUAUCAUAAGAUGCGAUGAAUAAUGCGAUUAAUUUAGGAUUUGACUUAGCUCUAAAUGCUGGACCAUUAUGCUCAGAGCCUAUUAUUGGAGCCUGCUUUAUCAUUGAACAAUUAAAAUUUUCAGAAGAUGAACAAUAAUAAUAGGAUACUUAUGGACCUAUUAGUGGUUAAUUGAUAUCAGCAAUGAAAGAUGCUUGCAUAAAUUCCUUUUUAGGAGCUUAACCAAGAUUAGUAGAAUCAGUUUAUAAAUGUACACUUUAGACCGAUUUUACGAAUUAUGGCAAAAGUAUAGAUGUACUGAAUUAAAGGAGAGGUAAUGUUGUAAAUGAGGUUUUGAAUUCUUGCACUUCUUUAUUCACAGUUUAAGCUAAGUUACCUCUAAGCAGCUCUUUCGAUUUUUAUUGUCAAAUAUAGUCAGCUACAUCUGGACAUGUUUCUGCCCAAUUAGAUUUUGAUGGAUGGUCAAUUCUUCAAGAAGAUCCAUUUUAUUAACCAUUCACAGAUGAUGUAAUAAAUUGUAUUAAAUUUAGGAUAUUGCUGAAAAUGGGAUGUAGAAAGUUGAAAGAAAUACAGCUCGUGAUCUAAUUAUGGCAACUCGUAAAAGAAAAGGAAUGAAUUUUGAAGAAAAAAUAGUUGUGGCAGCAGACAAACAAAGAAAUUUAUCAAAGAAAAAAUGA